This is a messenger RNA of Ochlerotatus camptorhynchus, 2238 nucleotides long. Its product is annotated as F-box and leucine-rich repeat protein 13-like. Gene Ontology annotation, biological process: SCF-dependent proteasomal ubiquitin-dependent protein catabolic process. The record is from RefSeq and is a predicted model, not a curated record. NCBI's taxonomy places the organism in Eukaryota, Metazoa, Arthropoda, Insecta, Diptera, Culicidae. The coding region runs from base 161 to 1840 and encodes 559 amino acids. Gene Ontology annotation, molecular function: protein binding. The transcript has 2 exons. Gene Ontology annotation, cellular component: SCF ubiquitin ligase complex.
UCUGUGAAAGUAUCCCGUAAUUUCGGCUUUGUUAAGUUGCGUCGUGUCAUUUUUUUCAAUAAUUACAAGGUAUUGAUGUGAUAACAGCAAUCAAACUGCGCACAAUUAUUAAUGGCACAAGUUCGUUUAAUAACACAUUGCAGUUUUGAACGUAAGCGCCAUGGAAACACCCAAUAUGCAUCCAUUGCCUCGGCUGCCCACGGAGAUUUUGGUAACCAUAUUCCAGCAUCUGCCGAUGUCCGAUUUGGCUCAAGUGCGGCUCACUUGCCAUCAUUGGUACGAUACGGUCUGUUAUACAUCUUCCCUGAUGGAACGGUUCGUACUCUCAUUUAAAAAUUGCCGUCUGUACGAAGGUUGCGAACAGAGCCGUGUUUUGCCCAAGUCGAAAAGCUGCUACACCAAGGCCACUCUUAAGGCGGUGGCUAUCGAAGAAAGCGAUUCUUUGUGGCGCUCGCUAGGAGAAAAUCUGCAGGAUCUCACAUUGAACGACUGUUCACUCUCGGGUGAUACGCUGGUUCAGCUGUUAAAACUCACUCCAAACCUGCGAUAUUUUGCCCUGAAAACUACAAAAUUCGAAGACUUCCGCAUCCAGGAUGUCGCCGUUGAUUUCAAGUUAGAGAAGCUGGAGACGCUUACUCUACGAUCUAUUUUUAUAUAUGAUGAAUGUUUCGAUAUGUUUAAGCAAGUUUGUCCCCGUUUAAAAGUCCUCAAACUUAAUUAUUCUUCAUUUGAGGGCUGGGGUGAGAAGCUUGUGCAGUUUGUACAAACGGUUCGAAGCACACUGGAAGGAAUCAAUUUGAGCUACACCAAAGUGAGUGCAACUCUUUUGCAAAAGAUAUCCACCAUCGAGAGGUUGAGGCUGAAAAAGAUAUCGUUGAAGUCUAGCUACGAUCUGAAGCAGCGUGAUAUUAUACAACUCAGUCGGGUUCAACCCACGAUAGUGCACCUGAAUAUUGACAAUCUGUUUCCGGCGGAUGAUCAGAUACUCGGCGAGAUAAGCAGAAACCUACCGAACAUGAAACGGAUCAAGCUUCACAUAUGUCGAGUGCAUAAUUUGCAUCAAUCGUUUCUUCGUAACAUGCAGCGGUUAGAGUAUCUGAAGAUCACGGACGCAACCCACGUGGCAGGGAAUCUUGAUCUCAGCUGCUAUGAGAAUCCCAACCUUGAAAAGCUAUACGUAUCUGCAGCCACGUUCUCCCGUAACACAUUGCCAAGAUUUUUCGAAAAAUCUCCAAACAUCCGUAGCCUGACGCUGUAUCAGUGUUCGUACGAAAAUAUUCAUGAUUUGCAGCUUUCGUUUGCUCAUUUAAAGUCACUGGAAUACUUGAACCUUCAACGCACAUUCGAUAUCGAUGAUAGCUUUUUUAGCAGAACCGUCUUCGAUAGCGUUAAUAUGCCGUUCGAGCGUAUAAGAUUUUUCGCUGUUACCAACCUUAGUAAGCUGUGCUACUUAAACUUAAGCCGCUGUAGAGAUCUAUCCGACGAGACGCUGGUGGCCCUCAGCUUUCCACGGCUGAAGAAAAUCGAUCUCCGAGGAUUGAACAUUACGGACUUUGGGAUACGUGCGCUGGUCCGACAAUGUCCCAGGUUGGAGUACGUUCAUGUGGAUGCAUGCAAGCGAAUAUGUGACAGCGCAGUGCUAAUGUUAUGCCGGGAUUUGAAGCGAUUAAAGUUGCUGAAUUUGGACGGAUGUCGAUCGAUCACGGACGCCUCGGUUGAACAUGUCACCAAUAACUGCCGAACGCUUGUGUGGCUUAACAUGAUGAACUGUCCGCUCCUAUCAGAAGAAGCCAAACAACGGUUGGAAAGUGUGCGAAGCAUACGAUCACUGUACGUUUAGUGAAAUGUGAUGACGGUUAGCUCGGUGGUGGGAAACUAUUUAUUGUAGGAUAUGGAGACGCAUCAAUUACGAGACAACUCGAGACUUAUCCGUCACGCGACUUGGCGGACCUGGCGAAUGGCACAAUAAUCGUUUAAUCCCGAUUUAAAUUUUGAUCAUUCUUGUGAUUUAGAGAAAAGAUAUUUACACGACUUUCGGAGGGUGGUGUAUUUACAAGUGAUCGCGGUAAAAAAAAAACAUUUUUAGAUGCAUUGCAUUGCAUACUGCUACAGUAGGAUUUUGGCCAUUGAGUAGAAAAAAAAAGUUUACGACAAAAUUUAGAGAUUUCGCUAAGUGUUGUGUUGUGGCAUUGUGGGCGAACAAAUAUGUAGUAGGAUAAUUAUAUAACAUAUCGAAAU